Planococcus citri (citrus mealybug) is the source of this 1564-nucleotide messenger RNA. RefSeq lists its product as uncharacterized. The record is from RefSeq and is a predicted model, not a curated record. The transcript is spliced from 8 exons. NCBI's taxonomy places the organism in Eukaryota, Metazoa, Arthropoda, Insecta, Hemiptera, Pseudococcidae. The coding region runs from base 201 to 1136 and encodes 311 amino acids. Gene Ontology annotation, cellular component: nucleus.
UUGGAGCGUUGCUCUUGGGCUGGCGUGCGCGUGUUUACUGUUUAUUUUGUAUUGUAUUUUCAGUUCAUCGUUCAUCUGCAUUCAACGGAAAUGGAUAAAAUUAAAUAAUAAUUAAUCCUUGUUCUUUGCUACGUUCGAAGUUGGACAUGCAUGUAUUUCGUAUUUAGGGUAAUCGAAGUGUAAAUGCUGUUUUCAUUAAAAUGAUGACGGCGAACGAUUCCUUCGAUUCCAUCGAUAAUGCUUUCGACGCUUUACUAAAGUCGACUACCUACGGAUCGUCAUCGAAUGCAUUAAUAGGAUAUUUGGAACCGCAGCAAAAUCUCGAGGAAGUGCCACCUGAGCAUCAAUCGUUGAAUGAUACUUCCAUCUCGAUAUUGGAUGUUUCGGGGUUCUGCUCUAAAAAACAAAAAUGGUUAACAUCUUCGCAGAUAGACGAGCACGAUAGUUGCAAAUGUAUAAAGGAGGAAAUUAUUAUCAAUGAAACAAAAAAUAUUCGACUUACAACAACAACAACUAGAAAAUAUAAUUUUCAUUUUUGUGAUUUGGAUGAGAAUGUUAAAUACUGCAAUUCAACGGCGAAAAUCGAUACUUAUAUAGCCAACUCGUGUAAAAGGAGACAAUCUCGAGGUGUCAAAAGUACUAAAAACAAACCAACUUUACAAGUAAAAGUAAAUUUGGGUUUGUGGAAACCUGCGGCAUUGGAAAUUCGUCUUAAAGACCUUUAUGCUUCUAAAAAUUUACUAAGUUACGUGUUACCAGAGCUAAGAUAUCAGAAAGGCACUAUUGUUUGGGUCAAGAUGGCCGGAUAUCCGGCAUGGCCAGCUAUGAUAGACGACGAUCCGGAUUAUCAAACGUAUUAUUGGAUCAUGCAAACGACACCUCAAAAAGUACAAUAUCAUGUGGUUUUUUUCGACGAGCCUCACCUCGUGUCUCGUUAUUGGGCUCCAGAAAAAGAGGUAAAACAUUUUCAUUUUAAACCAUUCAUCAACUUUAACUCGAUGAUAAUAUUCAAAAGAUUCCAAGCUGGAUUGCAGGAAGCCAAGAAAGCAAUCACAAUGAGUAUAGAAGAAAGACUCACUAAGUACAGUUUCGUUGCUAAAGCGAAACAACCCAACGUUUGUUUGGUAGAAAAGUAGAGGUUUCGUUUUUCGCUUUUUUUUUAAACUACGUGUUACCUGUGAAUUUUUAUACGUAAGUUUUGAAGAAAUUUUGCGUUCUUACAUAUCGUGUCAUAUUGAGUUCCUGUGUGCGAUUUCGCUGUUUCUCGUCGGUUUUCUCCUACUAUCGUGUUAUUAAUAUUGUUUUUAAUUUAAAAGAUAACAAUUUUUAUACUCGGAUGCUUGUGCUUUUCGUUUCUUGUCGUAUUGAAAAUCGCAGUCUGAAGUUCCUUUUUUUUUGCUAAGAGAAAAUUCACGAACCAAUGAAUUACUUUCGGUAUUAGUUUUUAAAAUUAAAUAGAAUAUAUGUUUAAUUAUACUUACUAGGAGUAAUGUUCUAUCGUUUUUGAUACGUUAAGUUUUAUAAAUAAAGAUAAUCUCGUUUCUGUUUGAUCGUAUCUAUUCCA